Trematomus bernacchii (emerald rockcod) is the source of this 1434-nucleotide messenger RNA. Its product is annotated as leucine-rich repeat-containing protein 24-like. The transcript has 4 exons. Lineage: Eukaryota; Metazoa; Chordata; Actinopteri; Perciformes; Nototheniidae. Bases 1 to 1434 code for a protein of 477 amino acids. Gene Ontology annotation, molecular function: protein binding. The record is from RefSeq and is a predicted model, not a curated record.
AUGUCUCCGCAGCGCCUGCAGGAGCUCCACCUGCAGCACAACAGCAUCGAGAUGUUAGCGGAGCAGGCUCUGGUCGGGCUCAGCUCUCUGGCUCUGCUGGACCUGAGCAGGAAUAACCUCCACACCAUCGGCCCUGCCACCCUCAGACCUCUGGUCAGCCUGCAGGUGCUGCGCAUCACAGACAACCCGUGGCGCUGUGACUGCGCUCUGCACUGGCUGAGGAGCUGGAUCGAUGAGGAGGGUCAGCGGCUGCUCAGCUCUGCAGAGCGGCGCCUGGUGUGCACCGAGCCCCCCCGCCUCUCCCACCUCAGCCUGGUGGAGGUCCCCCUCAACAGCCUGGUGUGUAUCCCCCCUCUGGUGCAGCUGGAGCCCAGGAGGCUAGCUGUGCGCCUGGGAGAGAGCCUCAGGGUGUCCUGCCACGCCUCGGGGUAUCCUCGGCCUCAGGUGACAUGGAGGAAGGCGUCCCAGGGUAAGGUGGUGCUCUCCCCCAGAGGCCUGGUCCAGGAGCUGGGAGCAGGAGGAGGUGGAGUGGGUGGAGCCGAGGAGCCGUCAGAGGAAGGCAGAGUCAGUCUGCAGAAGACUGCCGGCGAGCGCUUCGACCCCGACACCGGCAGCGGCAUGCUGUUCCUCAGCAAUGUGACAGUGGCCCACGCAGGUUUUUACGAAUGUGAAGCCUGGAACGCAGGGGGCGUGGCCAGGGUGACCUUCCAGCUGGCCAUCAACUCAUCUACUUCCUCUUCCUCGUCUACCUCCUCCAUCUGGGCCUCGUGGUCCCAGGUGUCCUCGCCGUACUCCCCGUCCUGGCCCCGGCUGAGGAGCCACGGCUCGGCGGCGGGCUCAGAUGUGAGCCGGGAGCCGCUGUACGCUCUGGGCAGCAUGGCCUUCAGUGCUCUGGGGGCUGCCACGCAGACGGCCAUCGCUGCGGGCAUCUCCCUGCUGGCUCUGACCGCCCUGCUGCUGCUCGCCAUGAUCUACAGCCGCCACCACCAACCAGAGAAGGAGGCUGAGGCAGCUGAGAAGGAGGAGAGCAUCCUGUAUGUGAACGACUACUCCGACGGUCCCACCACCUUCGCCCAGCUGGAGGAGUACCGAGACGAGCGCGGCCACGAGAUGUACGUCCUGAACCGGGCCAAGCCUGUGCUGCCUCCUGCCCCCCCCACAGCUGUCUCCACCACCAACCUGGGCUGCCCCGCCCCAUCCGACACCUCCAGCCACACCCUGUCCUCGGGGCAGGGCCAGACAAUGAGUCCCACUCUGGCCCCCAACAAGAAGCUGCAGCAGCAGCAGCAGGAGGGCGACAUACGAACCAUGAGGAGGAUGGCGGGGGAGGGAGGGGAAGCCGAGCCUGUGAUCACAUCAGAGAAUGAGGGGAUGUUUCUAAAUCACACAGGCCUGUUCAUGGACUCUCAGAUCGCCUAUGAGAUCCACUGCUGA